This is a messenger RNA of Ceratina calcarata, 824 nucleotides long. It is a transcript of the gene mRpS10, whose product is annotated as mitochondrial ribosomal protein S10. The record is from RefSeq and is a predicted model, not a curated record. The transcript has 6 exons. The coding region runs from base 111 to 764 and encodes 217 amino acids. Gene Ontology annotation, cellular component: mitochondrion; mitochondrial small ribosomal subunit. NCBI's taxonomy places the organism in Eukaryota, Metazoa, Arthropoda, Insecta, Hymenoptera, Apidae.
UGUCGGCACCUUAAUGGACAUUGAUCACUGAUGAAGGCUCUCCGUAUAGCCAUUGCUAGUUGUUUACACAAUACACAUGUGGUGACUUUCGUACAAUAAAUAGGGGCCAAAUGUUUCGUUCGAAGGUGUUUUCUGUCUUACGAACUAUUGUAAACAGAAAUUCAUAUAACAUUGGAAAUGCAACUACAUUUCAAUGUCCGCUUUUAAAAACUGUUGUACGAGGAGAUUCAACUAUAGCUUCGAAAGAAACAGAUGCGACUGUAAAUAAAAGUGUGGACGAAGUUUCAGAAAAGUCUGUGACUUCGUUCAAAUCUUCAUCUGAAAUUUCAAUCGAAGCUUCAGAAGGAACAUCAAAUGUUCCAUCUGAGUCAACAGAGUAUGAACCUGAUAAACUGUAUAAGAAGUUAGAAAUAGAAGUUAGAGGAAAUGAUCCUGCUGUUCUUAGCAGUUAUGGACAAUUUACAGUCAUGGCUGCAAAUAAUUUAGAUAUUACUAUUGGCAGACAUGUUGCGCCAAAAAAGGCCAUACAUGAAAGGCUAACAGUACUCAAAUCUGUUCAUGUCCAUAAGAAACAUCGUGUUCAAUAUGAGACAAGAACAUAUUAUAGAUAUAUUGAUUUCUUCAAUUUAACUGGCUCAACAGCAGACACGUUUUUAGAAUAUAUACAAAGGAAUCUUCCAGAGGGGGUAGCAAUGAAAGUUACAAAGGUGGAACUACAAACUUUACCAGAAUCAGUGAAACAAGCAAACCCUGUACAACAAUGAACAGUACAGUUUAUGAUGUUAUCAUUUUUACUAAUAGUCAAAUAAAUUAAAUUAUAUGAA